UCCAGCGCAUGCGCAUCGCUUCGUUUCUAUGACGCAUUUACGCGCGUUUCUCAAAACAAACACAGAAUAAUGCCCCGAUAGAGGAAACGCUUCAGACUGUUAAUGUAUCAAAACAAAUUAACAACUUUUUUUUAGGACUACACAAGGAAGAAUUCAAGUGGCUUCAGUCCCCUGAGCUCUUUACUGUUCCCUGCUGAUCACACCACAGAGCAUGAAUGAGUGUUUUGAGGCAAGGACGACCAAAAUGGCAGGACAGGCUGAAGUCUGUGGAGCAGAGAGCCUCAUCUUUUCAGUCUUCUCCUCUGAGCUGUCCAUACAAGCCCCGUCUGUCCCAGCCAUGGCAGCCCUCCUCCGUCUGGAGACUCUUCCCACGGCAGAACGCAGCCAUCGCCUUCACUCAGCACAUGAAACAGGACGUGCAUUUAUUCUCACUGGAGAAGGAAGGCAGUGAUGCUGGACAGAGGAUUUUCCUAGUGACCAGUUACAGUGAACUUUGGCAUUAUUACAGCACUCACAGACAGUCUCUGAUGCACUGCUAUGAGGUCAUUCUGGAAGGAGCCGUCUGCAAACUUUACUUUGACUUAGAGUUCGACAAAGCCUUCAACACACACCUGGACGGCAAGAUGAUGGUGUCAAAACUAAUCCAGUAUGUGUGUGAGAAGCUAGAGGAGGUUUAUGGUCUACGAUGCUCUGCAAAAGAUGUCCUUAAUCUAGACUCCAGCACCUCUGAGAAGUUUAGUCGCCAUCUUAUCUUCAUGCUUCCCAGUGUUGCAUUCAAAGACAACUCUCAUGUAGGGCGAUUUAUUCACGGUAUCCUGCAUCCUGCUCUAAAAAGCCUUCAAAAAUGCAAACCAGAGGCAGCUUCAACAGAAGUUUGUCCAAGAGAGAACGGAGAUGAUGUGGAUGGUUCUCAGGCCAAGAGAAUAAAGUAUGAAGAGAAGGAUCUUGACUUUCUUAUAGUGAAGGGUAAAAAUGGACAAGAACAACUUUUUGUUGACCUCGGAGUCUACACCAAGAACAGAAACUUCCGUCUCUACAAGUCCUCCAAACUGGGAAAGAAUGCAGCCUUUUCUGUGGCAGAAGACAACCAGUUCAUCCCAAAGCCCUCGAAGCACACCACAAAAGAAGAAUGCAUCUUUUUAGCUUCCUUAAUCACCAAUAUCAGUUUCACGGGACAGAGAAUUUUGACUUCUGAGAUGCCACAGAAGAGUACAGCAGGAUCUCAGUGUUCAACCCUUCCGAUAGAGUCACACAGAUCUGAUCUGUUGGGUGAACAGAAGCCGUCUCCUUUUAAAGAAGUGGAUGAAUUUGUGCUGACACUUGUGUGCAAGGAUGGCAUUCAAGGAAGCAUCCGGCGAUGGAACUACUUUGCAUCUGAACAGCUGUUGGUUUAUGAUAUUGAGAAAUUCCGCUGGUGCCACAACGUGAAUCGCUUUCACAAGAGCAAUAACAUCAUAAUUGUGGUGGAUCUCAAAGAAGAAGUGUGGUAUCAAAAAUGUCAUGACCCUGAGUGCAGGACACAGAACUACAGAUCCUCCAGCUUCCCUCUGCCUCAAGAGGUCUGCAUGAGUCACCUGCUGAUGGAGGAUGAAGAAGAUCAGGCAUAUUUAACAGAUGAGCUGGGGAACAUUGAGCUUUCACAGAGCUCUGUACCCAGGACUGAUUCACCAGGGUCCUCCUUGGCUCCUCAGGCUGAGGAUUGGGGAGAGUGGUCUGAUGACCCUGCUUAUCUGGAAGCUCUGCAGGAAGUAGAAAGGGCCACUGAAGAGGUACCUGAUGAGCUUCUGCUCCAGGCAGUGACCGAGUGUGAAUGAUAACCCAAAAGUCUUAAACAUGUUCUUAAAUUCUGUUUCCUAGCAAACUGUAUUUUCUAAGUGUUCAAAGGUGACUUAUUUCUAUAAAUUAUUUUUGAUUAUAUGACUUAGGAUAUUACAAGUGUGUUAAAUGUAUUUCGAUUUUAUAUACAUAGAUGGAUUAAUUUAGAAUCGCAAUACUUGUUAUCCUAAGUGAAUUAAAAAUAGAAAUUUUACAAAAGAAUCUGUGCACAGGAAUUGUGUGUGUAUUUGUGUGUGCGUGCGUGUGUGUGUGUGUGUGUGUGUGUGUGUGUGUGUGUGUGUGUGUGUGUAUUAAACAUCUAAUACAUUUUAAAUCAUCCUGUAUACGUUUAAUGCUGAGAAAUAUUGCAUAUGUAUUGCCUUGAUUGUUGAAACCCUUGACCCCUUUCAAGAUCCUCAUAUGGAUUUGAUGUAGUUUGAUACAGUUUAAAGAUUUCAACCUACUAAAAGAGAUCUUAAAUUUUAAAUUUAGCUGUUGCUUUAAAUAAAACAUUUGCAAAUAUAAGUAAAAUAAGUGUUGCCAAAUGUCAUUACCUUUUCAACCACUUUAAUUUAGUUUUCAUUUUGAUACUGAAAAACCAUAAACAGUCAAAAUUACAGAUUAUUGCGACAAGUUAAAUGGAUGGAAAACUGAUUCUGUUACUUUUCCGAUUCAUAGAAUCACAUUAAAACUAUUAAAUAAUAUAUUAUUAUAAUAUCUGUAUGUAUAAUCAAAUGUAGCACAAGAAACACUUGAUUUAAAAGUGUCUUGUCUCCUCCACUAGAGGGAAGCAGCGGUCUAUUACUGAGCAGACAUGCAGCACAGGGCUGAUUAUAUUAUUGUGGCUGUAUAAAUUUAAAUCUGAGAAAAGCUGGAGAGGUGGGUUUCCCCAGCUGAAUCCCAAGAAAGUAUAGUUUUUAAUAUCUCUGCCAAGUUGCUUUGAAACAAUUUGUAUCAUGAAAGUCCAAACAUGCUUUUUAUUUCUGAUAUGCUUCUGUGUGACCGUACAUAUGUCUGAACAUGAAAACUAUUUACAUAUGCAAACAAAUAGAAAUUAAAUCUAAUUAUACCUAUCUAUCUAUCUAUCUAUCUAAUCUAUCUAUGUUUUCCCAUAAAUUCCAUAUUUUUAUUAAUGAGGUACUAUUAUUAACAACAUAACAAUAACAACUUCAUUAAUAACAGACUUUCUCAUCUAACAAAGAAAUAUGGGUUCAUUCUUUUCCUAUUCACCACUGUAUGUAUACAGCAUUGUGAAACUGUCUCAGUGAAGUGACGUGCCUUUUCUACAUUUGAGAGCGCACCUUCACCUUCAGGUUUUGUGUCAUUUUUGUAAUCUCAGGUCAGUGAGAGUGGGUCAUUCUAACACAUGUAUUAAUUGGCAGACAUGUCUGUUGUGCCCUUACUGAAAUGGCCUUUUGAACGGGACACAUCAAAAAAAAAAAUAAUUGAUUAACAUUACAUAUACUUCUGAAAAAAAGAAAAUAGGAUCACCCCUCAAUACCAGUGAAACAAACUUUUAGAUUUAAUAUUUAG
Carassius auratus (goldfish) is the source of this 3348-nucleotide messenger RNA. RefSeq names its product primase and polymerase (DNA-directed) (gene primpol). Lineage: Eukaryota; Metazoa; Chordata; Actinopteri; Cypriniformes; Cyprinidae. Gene Ontology annotation, cellular component: mitochondrial matrix; nucleus. Gene Ontology annotation, biological process: error-prone translesion synthesis; mitochondrial DNA replication; response to UV. The transcript has 14 exons. Gene Ontology annotation, molecular function: DNA-directed DNA polymerase activity; chromatin binding. The record is from RefSeq and is a predicted model, not a curated record. Bases 216 to 1814 code for a protein of 532 amino acids.